Molecule: messenger RNA, 1359 nt
Organism: Brugia malayi
Lineage: Eukaryota; Metazoa; Nematoda; Chromadorea; Rhabditida; Onchocercidae
Exons: 9
Coding region: 1-1359 (452 amino acids)
Biological process (GO): rRNA processing
Cellular component (GO): nucleus
Molecular function (GO): protein binding
Source: RefSeq, a predicted model, not a curated record
AUGUCAUUGAUAGCAGAUUUAACGUGGAUAAAACGUGGAAUACCAAAGCCUAUACCGGACAAGGUAAAGUUAUCGUCAGAAGAAAUCAAAACAUUAAUUCAAGAAGGUGAACCGGAAACUAGUGAAUUAUCCGAUAUGGAUGGUACAUCUGCUGUCGAGACUCAACAACGAAGAGGUAUUCGUGGUUCAAGUCCCGAUGUAGAAGAUGAAGGGAUGGAUACUGAUAGGUAUAGGUUGGAUCAGUAUGAUGAAAGCGGUGACGAAAGGUCUAAUCCUUUGGCUGGAAUAACGACAUUUGCAUCACCUCUGGAAGACCCGCACAUAACAACUUAUGUGAAUAGUGAUGAAGAAGAUCAGGAAGAUUUUGAAAUUAAACCCGACGAUAAUCUUGUUGCAGUUGCUAAAGUUUAUAAAAAUGAAUAUACUUUGGAAGUGUAUUUAUACAAUGAGGCAGAAAGCGAUUGGUACGUUCAUCACGAUUAUAUUUUGGAUGUGCCACCAUUAUGUUUGGAACCAAUAUCUUUUGAUCCAGGAAGCGAUGAUAAGAAAGGUAACCUUGUAGCUGUUGGCAGUAUUGAUGCAUCAAUAAGUAUUUGGGAUUUGGAUCUAGUGAACUCAGUGGAACCGGCAGUAAUUCUUGGCAAAGCAAAGGCUACGAAGAGGAAACAACAAAAGCGUGAUGGUAGUGCGCAAAAACAUUCUGGUGCUGUACUUUCGUUAACAUGGAAUCGUUUAACGGAACAUAUUCUGGCAUCUGGAGGUGCUGAUAAUUCCGUGAUAUUGUGGGAUCUUGAAGAAGUGAAGCCUGCAACAGUUGCAACACAUUUCGGUGGAAUGGUGCAAGCUGUGGAAUGGCAUCCAGUUGAAUCAUCUAUUCUGUUAACAGGAACGUUAUCAAGUCAAGUUGGAUUAACAGAUUGUAGGGAAUUUAACAAUUUAUCGAGGCAGUGGGAAGUAAGUGGUGAAGUGGAACGACUUACAUGGAAUCAUUUCUCUCCAUUUUAUUUCUUUGUCGUCACUGACAGCGGUCAUUUCUAUUACAUGGAUACACGUAAAAAUAAACCUGUUAUAUCGAAAAAAGUGCAUGAAGGAGGUGCUCGUAGCGUUGUGCAAAGUUGUUACACCAAAGGCUUGUUAUCAACAUGUGGUGAGGAUGGGCUGUUAAAAAUUUGGCGCUUGGAGGAAAGUAUGUGUGAUUUGGAAUUUGUUACAGAACAUAAUGUUAACCUUGGAAGCUUGCAUAUAUGUCGUUUUUCACCGGAUUCUGGAAGCGUCCUUGCGGUUGGUGGUGAGAAAGAAGAAAUGGUAAAAAUUGUUGAAGUUAGCAAAUUCGAAGAAGUACGAACAGCAUUCAGUUGA